AUGGUUCUGAUCUCACCCCACACCAUGCAAGCCACCCGGGCGCCCACCACCGUCAGUGUGUUUGCGGACUGCAGCAUCCCGGCCGGGCUCCGGAUAGGACCGGUACCGGGCAUCUUCAAACUCGGGAAGUACGUUUCAGAUCGCAAGGAAGUUGGACCUAAGAAGAAGGUUCGCUUGGUUCGCGGGGAGUUCGUGGAUGAAUCGGGCUGUCCCGUGCCAGACUGGAUCGGACUGAUCCGUGCAGCCAGGAACAGCCAAGAGCAGAACCUGGAGGCGGUUUCAGACUUACCUGGCAGACAGAUCUUUUACCGCGUGCUGAGAGAAAUCCCUUCAGGAGAGGAGCUCAGUGUUUGGUACUCAAACGCUCUGGCCCAGUGGUACGACAUCCCGACCACUGCUACUCCAACGCACGACGAAAAAGGUGAGGAGCGUUACAUCUGCUGGUACUGCUGGCGAAUCUUCAAGUACCCCAACACACUCAAGGCCCACGUCCACUUCCACUGCGCCCUGAGCAACGGGCGGGGCUUUUUGAGCAGCGAGCAGGCCAGAGGCACGGAGACCUUCACCAGGUCACCAAAGUCUGGAGACAUCCCCAACACUUCCACCUCCCCGAGGAGCGGCCACAGUAACUCCUCCAUCUCAGACUCUGGCAGGCGGGCUGUGUCCUCAUCGCCGUUUCUGCAAAAAGUUGGACUGUCGAAGAAAAGCAGCACAGAGGAGCAGGACAGAGCCCUUGACAUGAGCGUUACCUCAGCCAGAAACCAAGGACACAUCCUUGGCCUCGGGGCCACAUCCUCAAUGUUGAGCAGCAUGGGCUUUCAUCCGGGUGUGCGCUCUGCCUUCAAACCCACCGGAGUCUCCAAAGUCCCGGGCGCGGACGCAUCCGGAGAGGAAGCAAACGCGAAGCUGAGCAGCCUGGGGUUCGGCAAGCUCAUUGGAAACAUGAAACCGAUCCGCAAUGUUGGCGAGACUCUAAACGGAGGAGGCAGCCACCCUCCCAAGUGCACACCUGCAAUCAUGGACUCCUCAUCUCAAAUGGUGCCAUGCACAAACGCCAUCCGGGGUUUUCCGCUGCUGCCUCACGUAGAGGAGACGUCAGCUUUUAAGCACGUAGAGAGCCGUAUGCACCCCGGCCUGUCCCCUUCCCGCUACCCCCAGAUGCCCCCUGGACUGCAUUUUGAGAGGUUCUCUCUCCCUCACUUUGAUGGGGUCAAGACAUACGGUGGAGACUGCAACAUCCCCCUAAUGCCCCUCACUGUGUAUAACGGAGAGCUUCUGUACAGCUCGCCAUACUAUCCUCUCAAAUUCCACUUCAGCAACCUCCUCAAGUACCCGGAGUCCAUGUCCUACUUCGGUGCGCCCUCACUGAACCACGACCUGGGCUCAAUCGCAAACAUCGACCGGGAGAUCGCCAUGCACACGCAACAGCUGUCUGAAAUCGCGGCGGAGAAGAACCGGACGAGGCUGGACUCAAUGCCCGCAGGAACCGCGAGCAACGCCGGGUCAGGCAAGCCCAAAAAGGGACACCUGUGUCUGUACUGCGGCAAGCUGUACUCCAGGAAAUACGGCCUGAAAAUCCACAUGAGGACUCACACAGGUUACAAGCCGCUUAAGUGCAAAGUGUGCUUCAGGCCCUUCGGAGACCCAAGCAACCUGAACAAGCACAUCCGGUUGCACGCAGAAGGGAACACGCCGUACAGGUGCGAAUUUUGCGGCAAGGUUCUGGUGCGCAGGCGCGACCUGGAGAGGCACGUGAAGUCCAGACACCCCGGGCAGACCGUGAAGAAACUGGAGGACAAACCGGGAGGCCUGUUCGAGGACGCAGAGCAAAAGAGCGACAAUGACAGCGACGUGGACGUGUGCUUCACCGACGACCAGAGCGACCAGGAAGAGUCGAGCAAAAACACUGACUGA
Molecule: messenger RNA, 1914 nt
Organism: Trematomus bernacchii (emerald rockcod)
Lineage: Eukaryota; Metazoa; Chordata; Actinopteri; Perciformes; Nototheniidae
Gene: prdm13
Product: PR domain containing 13
Exons: 4
Coding region: 1-1914 (637 amino acids)
Cellular component (GO): nucleus
Molecular function (GO): protein binding
Source: RefSeq, a predicted model, not a curated record